AAAAGCGUUGUCAAAAAUCGUUGGCAAAAAAGCAAAGUAGCUGUGCGGAACGUUCUAGGACUUGAUGGUGAACAGCGUUUAGCGGCAGAUCGGCCUAUUCAAAACAGCCAGUGAUAACGUGCAAAUUCCGCAACGAUCCCAUCACCAAAUCAGCAUGGAGGACGGCAAAGAAGAGCACCAAUUCGUCGUGGACGAUGUGAGCAAAAUCAUCAAGGAAGCUAUAGAGACGACGAUCGGAGGUAAUGCUUACCAGCAUGACAAAGUAAACAACUGGACCGGAUCGGUGGUGGAAAGCUGCCUCAGCGUGCUAACUAAGCUACAAAAGCCGUACAAAUAUAUCGUAACGUGCAUGAUAAUGCAGAAAAAUGGAGCUGGAUUGCAUACGGCCAGCUCGUGCUACUGGAAUAAUGAAACCGACGGUUCUUGCACAGUGCGCUGGGAGAACAAGACCAUGUACUGCAUCGUGUCGGUGUUUGGACUUUCCAUCUAAAGAAAUCUUUCGACCAGGGUCAUGCACAGGCACGUAUUGGCGAGUGAACGAGCAAUGAUGUCUACUAAUUUCCAUAAAAAAUACCGUCAAUUUGGUUGAUCUAUAGCUGUA
Messenger RNA from Anopheles merus, 601 nucleotides. RefSeq names its product dynein light chain Tctex-type. Gene Ontology annotation, cellular component: cytoplasmic dynein complex; cytoplasm. Gene Ontology annotation, molecular function: dynein intermediate chain binding. The record is from RefSeq and is a predicted model, not a curated record. Gene Ontology annotation, biological process: microtubule-based movement. NCBI's taxonomy places the organism in Eukaryota, Metazoa, Arthropoda, Insecta, Diptera, Culicidae. The transcript is spliced from 3 exons. Bases 155 to 490 code for a protein of 111 amino acids.